This is a messenger RNA of Etheostoma cragini (Arkansas darter), 3358 nucleotides long. RefSeq names its product THAP domain containing 11 (gene thap11). NCBI's taxonomy places the organism in Eukaryota, Metazoa, Chordata, Actinopteri, Perciformes, Percidae. Gene Ontology annotation, molecular function: RNA polymerase II cis-regulatory region sequence-specific DNA binding. Bases 394 to 1224 code for a protein of 276 amino acids. Gene Ontology annotation, cellular component: nucleoplasm. Gene Ontology annotation, biological process: regulation of transcription by RNA polymerase II. The transcript has a single exon. The record is from RefSeq and is a predicted model, not a curated record.
AACAGGGGCGGUGGUUUACUAACGGACCAGGACAGGAAGCGCAAGGGAUUAUGGGACUUUUAGUUCUCAGUGGAUGACGGUUGGCUUGAUAAGACCGCGAAGAACAAAACAAGACAUUUACCACGGAAAAUAAAAUAUCAGCCUCGAAUUCAGCAUAAAUACAAGCUACGCAUGCUUUGAGUCCGGAAAAAUUCAGGUGGAUUCAGUCGUCGUACGACGAAAAGCGGCUUACUUUCGGUGAAAACUAAACAGGAAGUUGUUAGCGUUGUGGGACGUGUAGUUCCGCUUGUAGGCCACUGGGCUUGAUAACAACGCAUAGAAUAAAGAAACAACAAUAAAUUAACCUAAACUUCAUACAAGGACCGUGCUUUUAGUCUUGGUGCUGAAGUAAACAUGCCCGGGUUCACCUGCUGUGUCCCUGGCUGCUACAACAACUCGCACCGGGACCGGGACCUUCGCUUCUACACAUUUCCUAAAGACACCACGCUGAGGGAGCUGUGGCUGAGGAACAUCUCCCGGGCCGGGGUCAGCGGCUGCUUCAGCACCUUUCAGCCCACAACAGGACACCGAGUCUGCAGCGUGCAUUUCGCCGGCGGGAGGAAGACAUACAGUAUCCGAGUACCGUCCCUCUUUCCUCUGCGGGGGGUCAAUGAGCGCAGGAGUCGGCGCGGCAGAGGGAGGAAAGUGUCCACGGCGGUUCCUGCCCCUGCUGCCGCUGCAACCUCCGGGAUUGUCGUCACCAGUGUAGUGGGUAGUACGGCAGAAGGAGCCGAGGGCAAUGCAGGCGGCGAAGCGAGCGAUGACAGUAUCACCGUGGUUCAGAUAGGCCAAAACGGGGAGUACCUGGGCACAGCGAGGCUGCCUGCCCAGUCAGAGGGGACUUGUUACACCACCGCCGAUGUAUCCGUCGAGCUAAUUGCCGACGACCCAUCGGUCGAGACCGCGUCCACUGUGCACCAGCCGCCCGUGCAGUACGUCAGUGUGACCAGCAGCCCGCUGGACCACUCGUACUCGCUGACCACCGGCACCACGUCUGCGGAGCUGCUGCGGAAACUAAACGAGCAGCGGGACAUCAUCGCACUGAUGGAGGUGAAGAUGAAGGAGAUGAAGGCGACCAUCCGUCAGCUCAGGGUGACCGAGGCCAAGCUACAAGAGGAGGUGCGGGAGCGGGACCGGCUGCUGUACGGAAACUCUGUAGCUUUUAGCGUCCGGAAGAAAAUCUGAUGGGCGAACAUAGCCCGAGACGACCCGUUACAGAGACUCCAGCUAACCGAGAUUCGAGGGGUUUUAAUAUGGCAGAUCCAGACCUAUUUUGUAACUACGGAACGAUGACAAUUUAUUUUCAACAAGUAGAGUUGCUUUUUCGUAGGCCAGAGGUAAAAAGUUGGCUGGCUAGUUUAUGUAGCAUAUAUCAAUAACACCAUGGCUGAUUACUUAGAAAGAUGCAGUCCUCUAAUGGCCUGAAGCCCAAACAAGGUCAAUGAUACAUUUUAUUCAUUCAACUGGGACUCAUAGUUUGCACAGACAGACAUUUAGCCAUCCUUACACGUUUAUAACCGGAUUGGUGAUUAGGAAGAUGCUCGAAACUGCCUAGUUGCAUAGAUGUUUUUUCUUUUACGAUUUUGUAUUCCCUUAUUAAUUUAAAUUAGGUCGAUGCAAGAAACAUCUCACAAUAGAUUUACGGAGGCAAAGGAUGCCAAGAUGAUGCAUCUCUAGGAUUCUUUUUGUAAACAAAACACUAUCCUUGCCACACAUGUGUUGGUAGUCAAUGAAAUAAAACUCUACCAGUUACCUUUAAAGGCACCCGUAAGUUAAUUUUUUUUUUGUUGACAUUUGUGUAACAGAAAAGACUUAAAGGAAUUCCUUAAAACUUGAAGGAGCACUCAAAAGAUGUAAUCUUAUUGAUAUUUCUUGAACACAUGCAUUAAGUUACAUUUGCUCAGACUUUUUUAUGAUCUUAAACUGAAAAGGUUCUCAAGAUACCUUAUGCAACUUUAACAUGUAUGCCUGCCCCUGAGGUUGAUUAAUGUGUGGGAUGUUCCCCCACACAGAAGUUUAGCGGCUGCAUUUCUCUGUCCUGUUCAUGAGUGUUUUAUGCACAGGAUGUGACAUACAUUUCAGAUUUUUGAACUUGGACUGACAGCAAUGCUCUGCUCUCAUUUUGAAGUAAAUGUCAUUUUGAAAUAGUGCUGAUUCAGGCUGAAUAAUUUGUCAAUUCAUGAAUUGUUUCCAGUGCGAUUGUGUCCAGUCUCACAGUAGUAAGUAGUGGAUCACAAGAUCCUGGUGGAUUUUUAUUACUUUUACCUUCAAGUUGAGAAUGUUUUAGCUCUCCCUCUGGGUCACCCCCAAAGUCACCACUCAGUGGCUCUUUGUUUUUUAAGAAAGAAUUGAAAAUGUUGAAUUUCCAGUUACUUGCUUUAGAACUAUUUUUUAUUAGCUGUGUUGUGGAAAAGUAUAAAAAUGUACAAUUAUUAAGACUUGUGAUGGAAACGAACCAUGAACUCAAAUCUCAAGGUUGUGCCCUGUUUCCUACGCUUGUUAGGUGACCACGGUAAAGUCUCGCUCAAUACUUACUCUGUAGGCGCCCUGACGAAGAUAUUGCCUUAUUAAGAUGAAUGUGAUAAAUGUGUGAAGUGUGCAAACCAUCUACUUAGCUGUUUCUUCUUUCUGAUCUUGAGAAUAUUAUUUGUUCUUGGAUUAACUUGUUGAGAAACAACACAAGGCACUGAUACCAGUUAAGGUUUUAGUGAUUGUAAGUUAGGGUUAACUUACAAUAGAAGAUUAAAUGAUUAAUUGGUUAAGAAAUAAAACGUCCAAAAAUAAUGAAACAUGGCCAAUACAAGGUACCAGAGGAUAGAUUGAUGUCCUCAGAUUGCUUCCUUUGGUUAACAGUUGAAAAGCAAAACGGAAGUUUUUUGAACAGCAAAUUGUUACAUUUGAAAAGUGAGCAAUUUUUACUUCAUCAAUCACAUACAGCAGUCAAUUGUUUGUCAAACAAUUUAUGGAUUUGAUCAUCCUGACUUAUAAUUUGGGAACUAUCAUUUCAGUUAGUGUACCACUACAGUGUAUGGGUUAAAUGAUUGUUUUUGUUUUGUUUACUUGGAGUGUUCAUAGGUUGAUAGCAGAUUUGACUAAUAGUAGAAACAAAUGUGUCGGAUCUUGCAGCAUGAUUUUCUCCCUCUAGAUGGCAGUGGCAUAAAAGCUUGAAGAGCAGGAGGUUUAGCUCCUGUCUAUGUGGCUUAAUAUGCGUUAUCUGUCUGCGCGUGCGUGCGUGCGUGUGUAUGUGUGUGUGUGUGUGUGUAAGCAGCUUGGUUGGUCAUUUGCUUAAUUGGUGAUCAUAUUAAAGCAGUGAAAUGUU